AUGGAUGGAUGCACGUGGGGAAUGCUGCUGUCAGCCACACCAGGGGCUCUGAACGAGCUGGUGGUGGGAGACACCAGUGGGAAGCUCUAUGUCUACAAGAACGACGACAGGAAGCCCUGGGCUGUGCGGUCCUGCCAAGGAAUGCUCACAUGUGUUGGCGUGGGAGAUGUAUGCAAUAAAGGAAAGAAUCUUGUGGUGGCAGUGAGUGCAGAGGGCUGGUUCCAUCUCUUUGACCUGACUUCUUCAGCUUCAAAACACCCAGAUGCUUCGGGGCACCACGAUCUGGCAGCAGCAGAAGAGCAGAAGCCAGUGUUCAAGCAGCACAUCCCUGCAAACACCAAGGUCAUGCUGAUCAGUGACAUUGAUGGAGAUGGGAAGUGUGAGUUGGUGGUGGGUUACACUGACAGGGUGGUGCGUGCCUUCCGCUGGGAGGACCUGUCAGAGAAUCCAGACCAUAUCUCUGGGCAGCUGCUCCUGUAAUGGCUGCUAGAAGGUCAGGUGGACAGCCUCUCUGUCAACCCAGGCCCUGACGGCUCUCCAGAGAUGAUGGUGUCUCAGCCAGGCUGUGGCUACGCCGUGCUGCUCUGCACCUGGGACUCUGAGCAGCAGGCCCCUGCCGAGGGAGGAGACAGCCCUGCCCCGAGCAGUGAGGGGCCAGCCCGGGACGUCGUCCUGCACCAGACCUCGGGGCGCAUCCACAACAAGAACGUCUCCACUCACCUCAUCGGGAGCAUCGGCCGGGGCUGCUCCAGUGAGAAAAAUGGCUCUGGUCUUUUUGCCCUCUGUACUCUGGAUGGGACACUGAAGCUGAUGGAGGGAGCAGACAAGCUGCUCUGGUCUGUGCAGGUUGAUCACCAGCUCUUCGCUCUGGAAAAACUGGAUGUUACUGGCAACGGGCAGGAGGAGGUGGUGGCCUGUGCCUGGGAUGGGCAGACGUACAUCAUCGACCACAGCCGGACCGUCGCCAGGUUUCAGGCGGACGAGAAUGUCAGUGCCUUCUGUGCAGGCCUCUAUGCAUGCAAAGGAGGAAGCAACAGCCCCUGCCUUGUUUAUGUCAGCUUCAAUCAGAAGAUCUACAUCUACUGGGAUGUGCAGCUGGAGAGAAUGGAGUCCACCAACCUGCUGAAAAUACUGGACUGUGACCCAGAGUUCGGGCACCUCCUGCGGCAGCUGGGCGUGGACAGAGAUGAUGUUUCUGCUGUCAAAGAGCUGAUUCACAAAACACUGUAUUUCCCUGAGAGCAGCUCCUCACAAAGUCAGGACCACACUGGAACAGACUCCUCUGCCCACAGCAGUGUCAUGCAGAGCCCCUUGUAA
Merops nubicus (carmine bee-eater) is the source of this 1317-nucleotide messenger RNA. RefSeq names its product integrin alpha FG-GAP repeat containing 2 (gene ITFG2). Lineage: Eukaryota; Metazoa; Chordata; Aves; Coraciiformes; Meropidae. Gene Ontology annotation, molecular function: protein binding. Gene Ontology annotation, cellular component: KICSTOR complex. The record is from RefSeq and is a predicted model, not a curated record. Gene Ontology annotation, biological process: regulation of TOR signaling.